Molecule: messenger RNA, 10171 nt
Organism: Biomphalaria glabrata
Lineage: Eukaryota; Metazoa; Mollusca; Gastropoda; Planorbidae
Product: nuclear hormone receptor FTZ-F1 beta-like
Exons: 7
Coding region: 136-2196 (686 amino acids)
Biological process (GO): tissue development; hormone-mediated signaling pathway; regulation of transcription by RNA polymerase II
Cellular component (GO): RNA polymerase II transcription regulator complex
Molecular function (GO): RNA polymerase II cis-regulatory region sequence-specific DNA binding; zinc ion binding; nuclear receptor activity
Source: RefSeq, a predicted model, not a curated record
GUUACUGUGAAGGACGCUAGCUAGGUAGCAAGGUCAUGGCCGGAUGCCCCUCUCAUAUCCCUACUGUUUUCAUGUUUUGCUUCAUGAAUCAACACCAUAACAGGGAUGACUGGGCGUAUGUCACCAAUUACUUGAAUGUUAACCAUGUCUGGCAGGGGUGAGCUGGGAAUUUCCCCAGUUCUUCUUCAAGCCAUCGCUCAGACUCUAUCAUCUCACAGCAGCACUCGUGAACCACCUGCUCCUCCUAAUAAAGAUAACAAUCGUUUGCAGGCAGUGAAAUCAUCAAAAAAUUUAAAAAUUUCUAAACUGUCAAUGGAUAGUGUGAGCAGUUCAACAUCUAGUGGGCUAGUGUCACAUCUGCUUCAGAACCUGAAUGAGCCAAUAUCUUCUCUUAUUCCCCAGUCACAGCUUUCCAGAACAUUGUCUCCAAGCCUGUUACCAUCAAACACUAAGUCAGAUUUGUCUUUACUUGGCAUUUCAGAUGAUUUAAGAGGUUCUCUAAGCAGCCAUAUAAAAAAUCGCCAACGCUCUAUGGUUAUCAGCGGGGAUGAUUUAAAUAACCUGCUGUUAAAAGAAGAGCCUUCGGAUGACUCUGAUCAAUCUCCUUCUCAUUCUAACUCUCAAAACAUGAACUCUGUCAGCAGCAUGCUCAGUGCUCUGGCUUCUCAGCACAUGCAGGAAUCUCUAAGCAGAAAAAACAAGGUGGGCAUCAGGCCGGAACUUGAUUCCACAGUAGAUGUUUUGACUUCCAACAAUAGCGAUGUCCGGAGCCAACCCCAGAUUAUCAUCUACAGUUACAUCAACAAUGGCAAUCAAGACAUGCCGUCCCCCCAGGGGAGUGAUCUAGUUCUUAAUGAUGGAGAAGGUAUACCAGAUAACCAGACCACUUACAGAGUGCUUUUCCAGUCCCCGGAUGACUCUAGUGACAAUAAACAACUGUUCUCAUCUGAUAUGAAUUUUUCCUGUUCUUCCUCGCACGAUGUGGUUCCUGUGACAGAUGCUCAGAAUACUGUAGAUGGUAUGAACCAACCAUGCCCUGUGUGUGGGGAUAAAGUCUCAGGCUACCAUUAUGGGAUAUUCACUUGUGAAAGUUGUAAAGGCUUCUUCAAAAGAACAGUGCAAAAUAAAAAGAAUUUUGUUUGUCCUAAAGCAUCAGAUUGCACAGUGAAUUCAUUCAAUCGUAAAAAAUGUCCUGCAUGUAGGUUUAAAAGAUGUCUUCUCAUGGGGAUGAAAUUAGAAGCCAUAAGACAAGACCGUACCAGAGGUGGUCGCAGCUCUUAUGAUGGCUGUGCUACACAUCUAAAGAAUAGGGUCAACCCCCUAGAAAAAAGGCUGCAGAAAAAAUCAAUCAGGCUUCUUGAUGAAAUGUCCAGCCCAUCACAUGACUCGGACGAUGGGUCCAAGUCUCACAGAAAUCUGGUGGCCAUUCUAAAUCAUACCACCAAGCAGCCUGCUACAAACUCUGGCACCCCCCACAUCCCAGAGCUCCUACGAGACAUCAUGAAUCUGGAGCCACUGCUGAGUGAUGAUGACUUGCCUCCAGAGACUUUAAUGGAGAUUCCUUUCCCAGAGCAGGCACUUUACUCCUACAUGAUGCAGUUGGCUGAACUGAGACUGUAUAAGCUUGUACGCUGGGCUAGAAAUCUGCCUCAAUUUGGUGCCAUCUCGACAGAUGAUCAGAUCCUGCUUCUCCAGAACUGCUGGUCUGAGCUGAUAGCCCUGAGUUUGUGUUGGCGUUCUAUAGACACACCAAACCAGAUCAGUAUCUCAUCCACCCACCACAUCACAGCUGAGUGGGCCCAGCACCUGGGCUUUGAGGAUGUGGUCAUACGGCUUCUAAACAUCACUGACAAUUUCCGAAAACUAUUUAUGGAUCAGUUUGAAUAUGUGGCCUUGAAAGUUUUACUCCUGAUUACUCCAGAUGUGAAGGGACUUAAAGAGCCCAAGAAGAUAAGAGAGUUCCAAGACAAGUUGACAGAAGCCCUUCUGACCUACACAUCCACACAUUAUUCUCACUUGACAGACAAGUUUGGGGCCUUGCUCUUGAGGCUUCCAGAACUUUCUCGCAUCAGUUUCAUGAGCAAAGACAUCUUGAUCAAGAGCCUUCCCUCCAGCAUGGCCUCCUGUGGACUCUUAGUGGAGCUGUUGAAGGGAGACAAUAAGAGUGAGUCAGAUGGAUCUGGCUUGAAACUGUGAUGGUUACCUGCCCAUUAUCUCUGCCUUGUAAGGUGUACUAGUCUGAGAACCAUCAGCCUUUCUGGUAGCAUGACUUUCAGCAAUUUCUUUUUUUAUUUGGAUGACAUCUUAUUACAAAAGAAGGCUGAUGUGUUUGUGAUAUUGUACAGUUUGAAUGAACUGGCCAUCACAUGACUUGUGCAUGGGGAAGAAAGAAAAACCCUGCUUUUCAAAAAAGGCCUGGUGUGACUUUACCUGCACAUUUCUGAUGAUGGAUUGGUUGCACUGACGUUGAGAUGGAUGCAUUUCUUUUCAUCAAAGACCAAAUGGACUUCUUUGCAUUACUAAUGACUUGAUCAGCUGUUUGUCAAGGUUCUUGGACCGAGUAUUCUACUUGUGUUGUGACAUAACAUAAUUGCACCAAAAGAUUAUAUUUUCUCUAUCUGCCAUUUGUAUAUAUAUAAAUAUAUAUUUGUGUAUUUUCGUCCAAAUAAAUGAGGUGUUUGGUCUUGUUGCUUUGACACUAAGUCUUUCUAAAUACUUCAGCCAAGUGUUUCAGAUGUAGCUACAGUAUUUUCACUUGAUCAUGCUGUAAAGUCUAUAAAAUGCAUUUUUUAAAAUAAAUCUGAUCUAUCAUAACCUGUCAGCUAUAAAUUUUCUUUUUUUUUAUGGAUUAAAUAAAGUAAUAGGCCUAACCUAACUUGUGUUAGGUUAGACCUAUUAUUUUAUAAUAACAUAAAGUCUUAGAAUUAUUUGGCUUGAAAAUUUAUAGAUAUUUCUGUUACUUUGAAAAAAAACAUGUUACUUUUUUUCCCAGGGUUCUGUAUAUUUUUUUUUUAAUGUCAUUUUAAGUGGUGAAUGUUAUUCCAUAGUUCUUUUUCUAAAUUAUUUAUUUCUUAUUACCUACUUGUAAUAGUUUUGUUUGUGAAGUUUUAUCAAGUGAUAGAAUUUAUUCUUGAAUGAGUUAAUAUCUGUCAGUAGGCUUGUUUUGCCAUUUCACUUGUAUUUCCAAUUUUAGUUCAGGAUAAUUAUUAGUUACAAUAGUAAUAGAUAGUAUAAUAUAUAGGAGAAAUCAGGAAAUAUUUUUUUUUUUAGUUAUUUUUAACAAAUUUCAACAAACUUGUUUUAGAAAUUUAUUUACUAUCCAUAAAGAAUGAAUGUGAUUUGUAAAAAAAAGAUUGGACACUUUCCAUUUGAGCAAAAUUUGUCAAUUUUUUGUUUAAUUGUAAAUGAACUUUGUUGUUUGCCAUUGCCAUAAAUAUUUGAAUGAAUCGAAGUUAAAGUGUUAACAAAUCUGUGAUACAAAUCUUGUACACACUGUUUAAAUUGGAACAAAAUUCAAUUCAACAUUCAAAAAAAAAGAUGAAAAUACUGAAAGAUAAUUCCUCGCCACUUUCUGUUACACUUGAAAUUGUUUUAUUUGUAACAUCGCUCUUCUUAACAACUAAUUCCAAGUCUAUUUAUUAUCAUUUGCAAGUCUUUGUUACCAAACUAACAUUUGAUUCCUAAAGUUGGCUUUAUAUCUACUAGUUAUUAACCAACACAUUUUUGUCCCAUGAAUUACAUCUAAACAAUAUUUGAUAGGAGGUUAUUGGUUCCUCACAAUUUUUUAUUUUUUCAGGAAACUCAAAAAUGAUUUUAAAUUUGUUCCUCCUUUGAUCCUUUGACUAUACUAUCUUGUUAAGUCAGUGUUUCUCCUGUCUUUAGUAUACUGUUUAAGUCAGUGUUUCUCCUGUCUUUAGUAUACUGUUUAAGUCAGUGUUUCUCCUGUCUCUAGCAUACUGUUUAAGUCUGUGUUUUUCCUGUCUCUUGUAUACUGUUUAAGUCAGUAUUUCUCCUGUCUUUAGUAUACUGUUUAAGUCAGGGUUUCUCCUGUCUCUAGUAUACUGUUUAAGUCAGGAUUUCUCCUGUCCCUAGUAUACUGUUUAAGUCAGUGUUUCUCCUGUCUUUAGUAUACUGUUUAAGUCAGUGUUUCUCCUGUCUUUAGUAUACUGUUUAAGUCAGUAUUUCUCCUGUCUCUAGUAUACUGUUUAAGUCAGUAUUUCUCCUGUCUCAAGUAUUAAUUCAUUCCACACAUUAGUUUUUCUCAAAUGCAGUGAAGCAAAAAAAAUUGUGGCUGAAAAAAAACAUGAUAGUAUUGUGUGUUCUUAUUUUUUUAGUUUCUAGUAGCAUGUUAAUGUUUUUGUAAUUGAAUGAAGAAUUUUAUAAUGUAAACAUCAAUAAGAUAGUUUAAAAAAUAUAAAAGUUUUUAAACUUUUAAGUACAACACUGUGGGAAAACGUAUUUAAAAAAAACAUAACACUAAACUUACUGUAAUGUAAAUCUAUCAAUAUUAAUCAAAAGAAGCUGCUUUUUAUUUAUUAUAAACUAUGUUUGUUAUAAAUCAAGAAAGUAUAAUUGAAAUAGCAUAACAAAUAAAAAGUUAUGAAUUAUUUUUUUUUUACACACUUUCUUUUGAAAAACAAAAUUAGGCAGGCUCUGUCCCAUUUUCUACAUUCUACUAGAUGUUGACUGUGCUUGGACUUUUUCAGGCAACCUGUCUCUUAAUGCCUACCAGGAGCUCUGAUUUGUUCAAUUAAAAUGACAUGCUGUGGUAGCUGACAAAUUAGAACUUGUUUUCAAUCUUUCAGAGAGAGUCUUCUUGAACCAGCUUUCUGGCUGAGGCAAAACAAAGAAGAGUUGGCUUGUCAGAUUUCAAACAGCCAAUAAAAUAUUUUAUUCCACCACAUAAUGGUUUUUGUCUCAGACACUGUAGUAGGUCACUUUCUAGUCUAGCUUGUCACAUCCGUUCAUAUUUCUAUUCUAUUCUAUCAAAGGCUUGUCAACUUCAUUCACUUUUGGGGUGCCCACUUCAGCAUCUGUCGAAAACAUGACAACUUUUUUUUUUCUAUUGUCUUUGAAUGCAUCACAGAGUUGAGUUGGCAUUUUUUCCUUGUGAAUGUAUUUAUAGAAUUCAUUAAAUUAUCUUUUAUUUUGUCAUCAAAGAUGGCAUGAAAAAAAUCAAGUGGAAGAGAAUGAUCAUUUAAAAGAAGAUCAGGUCAAACUCCAGGUGUUUUCAGAGGAUGAAAUCUGAAAUUAUUUUUAGUAGUUUCAAAUAUAACAUGGUCCCAUUCAGGAGCUGCAGAGUCAGAAGGUAAAGAAUUAGAAGAACUAGUAGACAUGCUGGUGGUAGAUGUAGUCACUGUUGUGCUGGCAUCAACAGACUGAAGAGUAGUCUUAGUACUUGUAGUAGACAUUUCCCUUUAGUUUCUGAUCAUUAAGCAAUUUGUUCACAUGGGGAGGCUGAGGUCUGGUUGGUUGCUUAUACUCAUCACUGUCAUCAAAUGUAAGUCAUGGGUCCAUAUCAGUAUCUUCAUCAUAAGUAGGCCUAGGUCUACUAGAAUUACUUCUGCUUAGUUUCAUGUUUUUCCCUCUAUUCUGAUCGAAAUCUAAACCAGGUUCUUUCCUGAAGACAUCUGUAAAGUUCUAGAUCUUUAUAUGAAUCUGAAUUAAAUAGAAUCUUCUGACUGGCUUCUUCAGCUGUCAUACAUCUGUAUUUGUUAUCCCUACGACUAGAGUUAUCACUGGAAAAAGCCAUUGAAUCAGCUGUUUUUUUGUUCUCACUAAGUCGAACAGUAUGGUUAAAUGUCUAUAACAAAUGUAAAAGUUGCUUUAAAAAGUAGAAAUAAGUACAAAGUUUGGGUUAGGGUUAGGUCAUGUGUUCUAAUCAUUUAUUCUAACUUCACUUCUUGCCUACAUUUUUUUUUUAAUAACUUUUUGGACCAAUUGUUUUUUUUAACUCCUUCCAAACUGCUCCAUCAUUCAACUUGGAAACUGCUGUUAAUCAAGCCAACUAGUUUUUCAAAAACUUAUUUCAUUUGAUUAUGUAAAACCACCCUUUUUUUUAUUGGUUAUUGUUAGAAAAAUUCACAUCAUGUGUCCUUGUUUAAAUUGAUGAAUCAUUUGAAUUGUAAAAAUGAAAUCACCACUCAGGGUUAGAUGCAUUUUGUUUAACUAAUUUAAUAAGCCAAGAAAUGACCUUUUAUUUGUUAAUCUUUUGGUCCAAUCAACUACUAUCUUCUGUCAUUGCUUACAAGUUUCACUCAAGGAGCCAUACUUUUAGUAUUUAAUUAAAGUUUAGUCUGGUAGGACUAUGUCUGAGGAUUGUAAAGCCAGUACGUUUUACAAGCAAUUUAUUGCUUACAUUUUUAUUUAAUUAACUUAAAGUUCUUUUAUCUUUUUUUUAACAUCUGUAAAAUAUUACCAGUAAAAUUGCAAAUCAAGAUUAUGAAAUGAUACUCCCAUUUUGUGCAGUGGAGCUAGGGACAGAGACCAUGUAUUAUCUGUACUUGCCAAUCAUUUGUUGUUUGAGAUGGAGAGUUUCUUAGUUGCAUUCAGAAAUCUCAUUCAAACAGCACUAGUUCUAUUUUGUCUACUCAAUAAUGAAACCAUUGAGCUAUUACCCAAUUUAUUCUAGUACUAGUUGAUUUAGACAGACUUUGUUACUAAAGUCAAACCUGUAGAGUGUUGCCUGUAAUAUUGAUGUUCUAAGUUUGGAUACAAGUUCGGGUAAAGUUUGGCUUCAUUUUUUGAUUGACUUGAAGUGCUCAUUGCUUGGCUUAAUCCUUGGCUCAAAUAUUUGUAAUAUUACUUAUCAUAAUUCAUUUUACAUAAAUUCUAUUUAUUAGCAUAAACUGUACUGUACAAAUGAUGUUUGAAUUAGGUGUGUUGAUUGAAUAGUGCAUCCUCUUUCACUUACUUAGAUCUCAGAGAAUGGUCCACAUCAUGAUUUGGGGCCACUGUCAUGACAUUAGCUCAUGCCCAAACUUCAUAUUAUCUAGCCUGUAAACAAGGGGAGUUAUUUUGGCCCCUUUGGAACCUGCCCACAAUAUACAUUGAAUCCCCAGAGGUUCAGUUCUAUUGGACCCUACAAUGUUGUGGCUUGGGACACAUGACAUUUAUCUGGCCUCCAGUCUGGUAAAGGUUGGGCACCAUUGCUCUAUCCCAUAAUGUUUGUGUCUACUAUGUCUGACUUUCUCUUUGUGCUGAUGUGUUGUCCUACACUGUGUAUAGCUUUCUCUGUGCUGAUGUGUUUUCCUAUACUGUGUAUAGUUAGUUUUUUUUUAUAUAAAAUUGUUAUUGGAAUAACUUGAAUGGGUUAAUGUACAAAUGGACCUCUGUAUGGCUCAGAUCUCAUGUAGUCCUCUAUGACAGUUCUGAAAUGUAAUUCAAAGGACAGCCCCCUAUUUCUUCUAUUGAAGAACACUGUGUAAAUAGUGACAUUGUAUCAAAAACUGAUUUAAACAUAAUGCACUCACCUGAAGUUUGCAGCUCAAAAUUUGUUUCCUCCUCUAGUUUUUUUUAUCUUCAUUUUGUUGUUGGAGAUGUUCAUACAUGGCAGGAAAACUAUCUAGCAAGCAUUCUGGUGUAUCUAGCAAGCAUUCUGGUGUAUCUAGCAAGCAUUCUGGUGUAUCUAGCUAGCAUUCUGGUGUAUCUAGUGUACAAAUGAAAGGAACUGGUGAUAAACUAUGUUUUUAAAGGUAUAUGAUCAUUUUUUUGUCCACCUUUAAGUACUGCAAAAUCAAAUAUUCUCAGCUCUUUUGUUUGUAGCACAAAGUACAUUUCAUAGGGAGGAAACAUAAGACUUUCAGUCUAAGACAUCAAACUUAUUGAAAAAGACAAGGUUAAUGAACUUGUUGACUUGAUAAAAAGAUCUAACUCACUCGCAUUGAGCUAUUGUUACUUAAAGCUCAUUUCUUUUUUGUUUAAUUGGUAAACAGUAAAGUUCAAGUUGGCAUCCUUGACUUUGUUUAGUCUAUGGUGAAAAUCUCCACUACAGCUUGAUUCUAACUAAUUCUGAGCUAACUCUACACCAGUCUGUCCCCUAUCCCAACAGUUAGUACUUGACUGGACUCCAUAAGAAAUAUGCAGCUAGUCAAUGAAUCCAUUUAGAUUUCCUAGUAAUGUCCUUAGUGUGUCAGUGCUCUUGUCAUUGAUGCUCUUUUAGAGCCUGCUACUUUGAUAUGAAUAUAUUGCUCAAAUGAUGAACACUACAUUAAAAACCAGAUGAGUUGAUUCAUGGCAUCAUCUCUUUGGCUUUUUCCUUUCUUGUAGCAGGGCAAUAUUUUAGGCAGUAUUUUGACAUGUAUAUAUUACCUCCAAUUGUUUGAGGGCUAUGUGGCUAGGUCCUGUUAUUUCCAUCACUGUUGUUUGUGUAAUGGAUACUGAAUCUGACCUUUUUUACUUGACAUUAUGUUGAUUUGAUUAUUGGCUUUUUGUUUGUUUCCUUUGACAUCUAUAAAGCAACAAAAUGUUCUCUCCCUAAAUGAUGGUCAAUGUCAGAUGGGUAGUUUUUGGUUUUUACUAAAUGUGUAAACCUUUCACAUUCCAAAUGAUAUAAUCACUUCCCUUGAUUUGGUCCUGUAUGAAUAGACUAGAACUUGGUUGGUCUGACUUCCCUUGAUUUGGUUCUGUAUGAAUAGACUAGAACUUGGUCUGGGACAAUGUUAUUUGUUGUUCCUCAUUCUAUCAUCUGAUGAGUUUCUGAUGCUGAGGACUUAGUUUUGUAUCAUCUUUCUCCAGAACUAACUCCCCCCCCCCCCCCAAAUGUAUUGGUAGAUAAUUCUUGCCAACACUAAUCAAUUCUUGUGUUUUCCUUUUUUUAAGCUACUAUCAUUCAGUCAUUCAGUCAAUUUAAGUUAAAUACUAAUUAAGCGCAAUUCUAAAAUUUUUGUAUUAAGCCAGGUGACCAUUUUUAAUGUAUUGAUUAUACUUUAAGAAACCUUUUUUUUUUUUUUUUUUUUUUUUUUUUUUUUACAAUUUACUAUAGAAUCAAUUGUAAUUAUAUUGAUUGUCUGUCUUUGUUUGAGGACUAUCUUUCCUUCACUCAUUUUGAAACUUUUCUUAUAUGGUAACACUAAUCUGACAAAUACAUGGUGGUAUUUAUAAUGACUGAAUCGUAUUAUAGGAAUAUAAUCUACACGCUCAGUCUCUUCAUACAUAAUUCAGCUAUUUAUUUUUGUUUAAGAAACCAAAGUAAGUUUCUUGGGGUGGUACCAGAAAGUGCAAUUAAAUGUGGAAUCUGAGCCAAGUCCAGUUCCUCAGACACAAACACUUACAAUGUACAAUCCAUUGGGUGUUAGUUUAACUAGAGAACUGAAUGGGCAAGAUCUCUGGGGUGAUGAUCAUAAGGCCAUUCAUCAAAAUACACAAUGAAAAGGAGAUUGUAAAAUGUAUGUGCUACAAGUUAGUGUCCAAUGUUUCUCUGCUCUAGUGUCAGUUACUGGAAGUAUCCAGAUUGAAAUCACAUGAGUGUACAAGUCUUUCAGAACCUAAGAACCACACUACAGGCACCAGAGUAUUAUACUCAGAUCAGUAGAUGUUUGCUGGACAGCAUUGCUGGUUCAUUUGUACAUGGGUUUGAGGGGAGCUUGGCUUGAUUCAUUUGCACACGUGCAAAAUACAACUUUGCUUCUUUUUAUUCAUAUAUUAUUUCCCUUUAUUUGAAAUGUUAAGUACAAAUGGAGAAAAUGUAGAACUUGUCACUUUUUUUCUUUUGUUUUGCAAAAGUGAAGUUGUCUAGUAGUAGUUUUGUGUGUGUGUGUGUGUGUACAUGAUAUAUGCCCUAAUCCUACCAGUGUACUACCAUGCCAUGUUAGUUCUGAACGGGUCCCAUGUUGUCCACCCAUGUGUUGUAUCACGAGCUCAGAAGGUUGGAGCUCUCCUUUCUUUCUUCUCUCACAACUUUGCCUCCUUUUUGUUUGGACAAGUGCAAUCUUGCAGUGCUUGGCUUCAACUUGUAUAUGCAUGGCCUCACCUGCUUCCAUUCAUACACAGUCUGUAGUUGUGAAUUGACUCCAUCAACUUUGACAUCCUAAUUCAGAUCCAUGUAUAUGUGGUGGAUUCAUUGACUUCCCACAGCCUUGACAUCAUGAUGCUGUCAUGAUGUUUGUAUAAAUAAUGUAUUUAAUGUACAUAGUGAGAAAUAUGUUGAAUAAACUUAAUGCUAACCACAUCA